This is a messenger RNA of Bubalus bubalis (water buffalo), 457 nucleotides long. Its product is annotated as HIG1 domain family member 1A, mitochondrial-like. Bases 68 to 349 code for a protein of 93 amino acids. Gene Ontology annotation, biological process: mitochondrial respirasome assembly; negative regulation of apoptotic process. Lineage: Eukaryota; Metazoa; Chordata; Mammalia; Artiodactyla; Bovidae. The transcript has a single exon. The record is from RefSeq and is a predicted model, not a curated record. Gene Ontology annotation, cellular component: mitochondrion.
ACUUACAAAGGAGAAUCCGGUAGGAACCUGAAACGUCUUGAAGUUGUCUGAAGAUUCUUCAAUCACUAUGUCAAGUGACACAGAUAUUUCUCUUUCUUCAUAUGAUGAAGAUCAGGGAUCUAAACUUAUCCGAAAAGCUAGAGAGGCACCAUUUGUCCCCAUUGGAAUGGCAGGUUUUGCAGCAAUUGUUGCAUAUGGAUUAUAUAGAUUGAAGAGCAGGGGACAUACUAAAAUGUCUGUUCACCUGAUCCACAUGCGUGUGGCAGCCCAAGGCUUUGUUGUGGGAGCAAUGACUCUUGGUAUGGGCUAUUCCCUGUAUCAAGAAUUCUGGGGGAAACCUAAACCUUAGAAGAGGAGAUGCUGUCUUGGUCGUCUUGGUGGUGCUUGCUUUAGUUAGACAUCUCAUAUUGAGGUUAUAUGUUUAUGCUGAAAAUAAAUUGUUUGGGUCAGACAAGAA